This is a messenger RNA of Carlito syrichta (Philippine tarsier), 1578 nucleotides long. It is a transcript of the gene NSUN5, whose product is annotated as NOP2/Sun RNA methyltransferase family member 5. NCBI's taxonomy places the organism in Eukaryota, Metazoa, Chordata, Mammalia, Primates, Tarsiidae. Bases 566 to 1282 code for a protein of 238 amino acids. Gene Ontology annotation, biological process: rRNA base methylation. The transcript has 9 exons. Gene Ontology annotation, molecular function: methyltransferase activity. Gene Ontology annotation, cellular component: nucleolus. The record is from RefSeq and is a predicted model, not a curated record.
GAACGUGAAGCAGCUGUACGCGCUGGUGUGCGAGACGCAGCGCUACUCCGCGGUGCUGGACGCCGUGAUCGCCAGCGCCGGCCUCCUCCGCGCCGAGAAGAAGCUGCGGCCGCACCUGGCGAAGGUGCUCGUGUAUGACUUGUUGCUGGGAAAGGGCUUUCGAGGGGGUGGGGGCCGAUGGAAGCCUUUGCUGGGCCGGCACCAGGCGCGGCUCAAGGCGGAGUUGGCCCGGCUCAAGGUUCAGCGGGGUGUGAGCCGGAAUGAGGACCUGCUGGAAGUGGGAUCCAGGCCUGGGCCAGCCUCUCAAGUGCCUCGGUUUGUGCGCAUCAACACUCUCAAGACCUGCGCUGACGAUGUAGUCGAUUAUUUCAAGAGACAGGGUUUCUCUUACCAGGGCCGGGCCUCCGGCCUCGAUGACUUGAGGGCCCUCAAGGGGAAGCAUUUUCUUCUGGAUCCCUUGUUGCCAGAGCUGCUCGUGUUUCCUGCUCAGACAGAUCUGCACGAACACCCGCUGUACCAAGCCGGUCACCUCAUUCUACAAGACAAGGCCAGCUGUCUUCCAGCCAUGCUGCUGGCUCCUCCACCAGGCUCCCAUGUCAUUGAUGCGUGUGCUGCCCCCGGCAAUAAGACCAGUCACUUGGCUGCUCUCCUGAAGAACCAAGGGAAGAUCUUUGCCUUUGACCUGGAUGCCAAGCGGCUGGCAUCUAUGGCCACUCUGCUGGCCCGGGCUGGAGUCUCCUGCUGUGAACUAGCGGAGAAGGACUUCCUGGCAGUCUCACCCUCAGACCCGCGUUAUCGACAGGUGCACUACAUCCUGCUGGAUCCUUCUUGUAGUGGCUCUGGUAUGCUGACCAGACAGCUGGAAGAGCCCUGGGCAGACACACCUAGCAAGGAACGCUUGCAUGCCCUGGCAGGGUUCCAGCAGCGAGCUCUGUGCCACGCUCUCUCUUUCCCCUCCUUGCAGCGCCUUGUCUAUUCCACUUGUUCCCUUUGCCAAGAAGAGAAUGAAGAUGUGGUCCGAGAGGUCCUGCAGCAGAACCCAGGGGCCUUCAGGCUCGCUCCUGUCCUGCCCACCUGGCCCCACCGAGGCCUUGGCACGUUCCCAGGUGCCGAGCACUGCCUCCGGGCGUCCCCCGAGACCACGCUCACCGGUGGCUUCUUCAUUGCUGUCAUUGAACGGGUGGAAGCACCGAGCCACUCAGGCCAAAGCAUUGACACCAGAACUUCUACCCAGCCCGGCCCCAAAGAGAAAGAGACGGCGAAAAGCAGCAGCUGGUGCUAGCACACUGCCUCGCAUGCAGCAAGCAAGUGCUCAGUAACUAAGGUGCCCAAGGCUUCGACUCCUUCCUGGCAGGAAAUGAAAACGCCGGUCUGCCUUUCUGAAGAUGACCUUGGCUCCCACACCCAGGCAGCAAUUUGGGUUUUGAGAGGUUAUUUCUUACUGCCGUAGGUUAGCUGGUAAUUAUGUUUCUCCAGCUGGAAAGAGUGGAUUUCCUAGUUGUUUGGGUCCCUUUCCUGGACUGUGUUCUUGCUGGUGAGAAGUGCUGGCCACAGAAAUAAAAUGCAGAACAUACUUUA